AUGAGACCUUUCAAUGCAGGGUCUCGAAGAAAACAGCGGGUAAGAUUUGUUCUGCAGCAAGCAGGCAAGGCAAGGCAGGCAGGCAAGCGAAACCCAAGCAUAAACCAAAGCCAAGCACAACACGCCCGCCGUCUAUCAAAUCCAACUUCCCCCAUAACCAAGAAAAACCACCAAAAAAAACACUCGACAAGCAUCCCAACAACGACCCUGUGGCCCCUCGCAGCUUCUAGGCUACCAUACUUCGAACCACCAAGUGGAAUCUGUCCAGCGAAACCCAUCGCGACGCAGCAAAACCCCAUCAUCCACCCAUCCUAUCCCACCCCUCAAAGGGGUCACGAAGCCCAAAAAACUGGGUGUCGUAAACCCCUCCAUCACGGGCCCGUACCUUAUGGGGAGGAAGUGAGGGGACUGGUGACUACGAACCGACCCCAAAGCGCUUAA
This is a messenger RNA of Hymenoscyphus albidus, 441 nucleotides long. The record is from the annotation of a GenBank genome assembly. NCBI's taxonomy places the organism in Eukaryota, Fungi, Ascomycota, Leotiomycetes, Helotiales, Helotiaceae.